Cladocopium goreaui is the source of this 1728-nucleotide messenger RNA. The record is from the annotation of a GenBank genome assembly. NCBI's taxonomy places the organism in Eukaryota, Dinophyceae, Suessiales, Symbiodiniaceae.
AUGGCCCCAACCGAGGGCUUGGAACAAAUGCCCAUGCAUGUGCCAAUCGGAAAUUUGGGCCAACAAGUGUCAAUGCAGCCGCUGAGCCAGCAGCAGCAGCAACUCUUGCAGCAGAUCAACCAGAAGACGAAUCAGCAACAUCUCCAGACUCUUUUGCUGCAGCAAGCACUGCAGGGGACGCCUCAACAGUCCCCGCAAGCACAGGCCCAACUGCCUAAUCUCCUGACCGGUCGGAUGCUGGAUCCUACUGGCUCUCUGCCAACCAAGACCGGGGCGAUGCCUGGUGUGGCUCUCCCGGGUGGUGCAGUGCCAGCUUUUUACCCAUGGAUUUACCCUUUGGAUCCCAGCAUGGUUGGAGGUGGCGUUCUACCGGGUGCGUGGGGAGUGGUGAACAUGCAGGGUUCAGGCGGGGCGGCCCUGCCAGCUGGAGUGCAAAUCCCCACCGACGGCAGUACGAAGCCCAGUUCCAGUGAUGCACUGGAAACGGCUCCUCAGGCAAAGAAGCGAAGCGGUCGCAAGGGAAAGAAGGAGUUUGAAUCGGGUGCAACCAGUACACCGCUUGCCGUAGGUGAGCUUUUGGGCAACACUGCCGUCUUGGAUGCGUUGGCAGAGGUCCGACGCGAUGGAGCAAAGAGCCAAGUGCUGUUGAGGGACGUUCUCUCACAUGUAGCGGAAUUGGCCCAAGACACUGAGGGCAGUCGCUUCCUCCAGGCCAAGUUGGAGACAGCCAAUACUGCUGAACGCAGAGAAGUCUUCGAUGCACUACUCCCAAAGAUGGAGAUGCUGGCUGGUGAUUCCUCCGGGAGUGCCGUGGUUCAAAAGCUUCUUGACAUUUGCACUCCUGACCAGCGUCGUGCCAUCGUCGAGAAGUUCAGACAGUCCGUGGUGAAGCUCUCCUUGAAGAUGCAUGGCUGCCGUGUCAUUCAGAAGGCGUUCCAAGUUUGCCCACCAGAACUUCAAUCGAUGCUGGCUGGAGAGCUGAAACAUGGAGUUCUUGAUUGCAUCAAGUCGAUGCAUGGCAACCACGUGGUCCAGAAGUGCAUCGAACAAAUGCCGCCGGAGUCCGUGUCGUUUGUCGUGGAGGCUGUGGAGGACAAGGCUGAAGCCAUGGCUGCGCACAUCUAUGGAUGUCGCAUCAUUCAACGCCUUUUGGAGCAUUGCACCCCAAAGCGACUGGAACGGAUGUUGCGUCAGAUUCUUCGAAGCAUCAGAAAGCUCUCCACUGAUCCAUAUGGCAACUAUGUCAUUCGUCACAUUCUCGAGCAUGGCAACCCUGAACACAAGAAGAGUAUCGUCAACGAGGUGUGCAAUUAUGUCUUGGAGCUCGGCAAGGACAAGCACGCCAGUAACGUGGUCGAGAAGUGCUUUGAGGCCUCCACGACUGGUGAACAUGCAGCCUUUUUGAAGGAAGAACGUCAGCGAUUGAUUCGCGCUGUGCUUGGACCUGCGCCCAAGGAUCCUUCAGACCGGUCUUCCCCAUUGGUGCAGCUGAUGGAUGACAGGUUCGGCAAGUAUGUCGCAAACAGUUUGGUGGAGUACAGUCGCGGCCCUGAGGAGAUGAAAAUCCUCUACAGCCGCAUUUCAUCGGCUCCAGGGAAGAAGGCGAGCAUCGCUUCUCUGCUGGAAAUGCUUGAGAGGCAGCUUCAACAGGCUCAAUACCAGCAGAUGGCACAGCAACAAGUGCUUCAAUUUCAGCCCCUGCGCGCCAAGCAGGGCAGUGCAAAGUGA